This is a messenger RNA of Seminavis robusta, 1546 nucleotides long. Lineage: Eukaryota; Bacillariophyta; Bacillariophyceae; Naviculales; Naviculaceae. The record is from the annotation of a GenBank genome assembly.
CGAACAUGCAUGUAUGCCAUACAGUACAACUCGACGGAUCUGCGGUCAGGUCACUGAUCUGCCUCCCGCAACGGCCGUUUUUGGCGUCGUCUCAUUUUUCGAGACGGUGGUAAAUCAGAUUGGCUAGCUUAAAUCUUUCGAAGCAGGGGGUCGAGGUGUUUCAAGCAGGACUGGAGAAAUGGGGAGGCGAGGGAAGUACCGGUAACGACUUUAUGAGAAUGAGCUCGAGACGUGAAGGGGGCACCAGCACCGUACGUACUGUAACACCCUACCGGUCCUGGGAUACCUUACCGAAGACGACUUCUACGAGGAACGAGACCUAAAGAGGCCAGUACCGGUCGCGGUAUCCUACCGCAAAUAUUGGGGCAACGCAAGCUUCUGGGAAAAUUAAGCCAAGCAGCCACAGUACCACAUUUCAUGGGAGCCUUGAAGAAGAACAGAAGUGAAGAGAAUGAUGAAUGGCAAUCAAAGUCAUGCUACGAAUGACGACCGAAAGGAGAAUAGGAAUCACUUUCGUUGGCUAUGGAUGGGGUUUUGGGUGCGUUGGCAGGCUUCCAAAUGGAAACUGUCUUUGCCACGGCUGAUGGCUACUAUUGGGUUGUCAGCCUUGGCGUUGCCUGUUAUGUUUCAAUCCAUUCGUUGGUCGGGGAACAAUCGUUUCCUCUUGGAAGCCGUGAGAGCCUUCAAUGAUGAUUCUCCUGCCAUCACCAAACCACAUCAUCGAGCAUUUCUUCUUCCAGAUGACUACAACAGUCAUGGCAACGAUGAUGAAGAGUAUUCGAUCCAACUCUAUACCUACUUGGUGUCACCACCAAGAGAGGUCCCGCUUUUCAGGCUUUCUGCCUUUGAUGAGGAGGAAUUCGACGGGUCCAGAGAUCUGCAAUUGCAUCGAAACUUUCGAAACUAUUUCUAUUCGGCACUACGCAAUGGCUAUCGACCACCUAUCAUCAUCCGAGCAGACAAAGGGAAGAAAGCCUGGAAGGAUGGGCAACCCGAGUACCUGCGAUGGCAGGUUCGCAUGGAACAAUACCUCCAAGUGGCGCAACAAGCUCAGCGCAAUGGAGGUAACAAGUCCCUCCUAAUGUUUUCAGACUCAUUGGAUGUCAUUGUUAUCUCACCUGUACAACAAAUCUCCAGUGCAUUCCAAAGGAUUGCCCCACAAGCUGACAAGGCUAUCCUUUGUGCUGAACCUCUCUGUGACACAGUAUAUUGUAAAACAGAUAUGGCAGCCAAACAGUUUGUUGAUCAACAAGCACCAUCCCGGAAAAACAAAUUCCGGUACCUCAACGCUGGUGUCAUACUCGGGACACCCCAAACACUUGUGUCUAUCUUUAAAUGGGUCUUGCCUUACAUGAAAGAACACAGGGUUGAUGAUCAGGCAGCCCUGGUCAAAUUUUGGCAGCACAACCCUAACAAGAUCACACGUGACUACGAGUCAGAGAUUUGUGGAAUCAUUUCUCCAGUGCCACAAUUCUUGGCACGAGACUGGGAUUACAGUCCCCUCAUAGAAGGCUUGUUGGACAGUAGUGCUGAUCAUGCUACGCGG